Messenger RNA from Rotaria sp. Silwood1, 807 nucleotides. The record is from the annotation of a GenBank genome assembly. Lineage: Eukaryota; Metazoa; Rotifera; Eurotatoria; Philodinida; Philodinidae.
AUGGAACAACAAAGAUUAGACGAGGAACGUAUACUACUUGAACGUCCAAAAUUAAUAACAGCGAGUCAAACGAAUGAGAUACGACGAACUCAUGACCGAUCGUUGUAUAAUAUUUUGUCAAUUGAUGGUGGUGGUUUUAGAGGUGUUAUGCCAGCUAUCUGGUUAACAGCAAUCGAAAGAGGAACAAGACGCCACUGUUCAUCCAUAUUUCAGAUGUUAGCUGGUACAUCAACGGGUGCUAUUAUUGCUUGUGGUCUCUCUAUGCCUCCUGCUGCAAAUAAUACAGAGCCUAUAUACACAGCCAGAGAUAUUGUUUAUUUGUAUAAUAGACAUGCAUCCGAUAUUUUUGUUCCUGCAACACGCCGUCGUUUAAUUUAUCGAUGGUGUACGCAAUCAUCUCGCUAUUCGAGAAUCGGCCGUGAACUUCUAUUCAAGAAGUAUUUUGAAGGUGCUUUAAUAUGUAAUUCUCUAACGGAUGUCGUCGUACCAGCUGUACAAGCUGAUCAUACUCGUACUUAUCUUUUCACACGCUAUGACUCACGAACUGGGAAUAUUCGACCUGCUUCUAUUGUAGAUAUUCUCAUGAGCACUACAGCUGCGCCAACUUAUUUUCGACCACAUGCAUUUGACUAUUCGGCUUAUGUAGACGGUGGUGUUCAAAUGAAUAAUCCAACCAUAGCUGCUUAUUCAGAGGCUUUACGAUACGGUUGUCGCAGUGAAGACAUAUUCGUAUUGUCCUUAGGUACUGGUGACUAUGUUCAUGAUCCUUUACGUUGGCCAACUGCCAGUCGUAACUGCUGUUUUUGA